Messenger RNA from Aspergillus tanneri, 1479 nucleotides. RefSeq lists its product as uncharacterized. The transcript has a single exon. The record is from RefSeq and is a predicted model, not a curated record. The coding region runs from base 1 to 1479 and encodes 492 amino acids. NCBI's taxonomy places the organism in Eukaryota, Fungi, Ascomycota, Eurotiomycetes, Eurotiales, Aspergillaceae.
AUGCAAUUAUUACAUCGGACUCUCGUUCACUAUCUGCUCAUCCUUCGCUGCUCGGCUGGCCCGAUCGCUUCUGUCCCCAAAAUCAGGGACUUGGACUUGGAGCUAUAUGAAUCAAACUCAACACCGCGACUUCAACCCUCGUCGUUCGUUCCGCACAAUCGCCAGGCAGAAGCGUCUGUCAAUGUCGGUGAGGGCUUGACCGUGAUCCCCAUCACCCCCUCCAUGGAUGGAGCACUCCCAAGAUCAACUUCAACCAUGCGUUCUCCCUCUUUCGUUGCAAUCCCGGCGUCGAAGUCGACCAGUUCAAGCUCACCGGACGUUGGCCUCCUGUCUAUGGCUCAUGCGAGUGAGGGAUCGACGGUGUCUGUGUCGUCUCCUCCAACAACUCCACGCCAGGAGAGGCCAACUGGAUCUUCUUCUCACGCUGCAUUUGGUUCAAGUAUAACGGUUCAUCUGCAUUUCACGCCAGAUCAAGACCACCCCUCGACGUCUCGUUCGUCUCACUCUUCCUCGUCGGUGGUGGUUCAUUCGCAUAAGGCUGAGCGAACCAUCGCGAUAACUCCCUCUUCGUCCAAAACGCCGUUGUCUACCACGACUUCCAGCUUGGCCGUUGGCACAAUAGGACUACUACCGGGGGUUGAAUCGAGCAGUUCUCCCUCUCGAGCACCAUCGGAGACAACAUCCUCACAUACCAAUAAUGGCCACGAUUCCAGCAAACCCACCCAACCCACGGUUUUCAAAACGACAACGUCCAAGUCGCCACCGCAUCAGACCCCAGUACCUUUAAUUGGAGAUGGAGUACCAGUCAGUCCGAAAUAUACAUCAGACUCUAGAAAUAUCGCCCCAACGGACAACAAAACUGCACCGUUUAUCGGAGACGGUAUACCUAUUCACAGUCCCACCACUACUAGUACCAGUACCACCUCUAAACCACCCCCUAUCACCGUGUCGAACCCCGUAAUUGUGGUAGUCGCCCCCGACGAUUCUACUAUAUACACCACCUUCACCCCUAAGGGCAACAAACCUCCAUCGGAUCCCUCUUCUAUCCUCAAACAUCCUGGUCUCCCUCCCAUGCACCAUACCACUACAAUCCCAGCAGACUCCGAGCCAAUCUCAACUGUACACGCUACAUCCACAUCUAUCAAGACCGUCGUCAUAGUUAUUCACGAUCCCACCCCAGCAGAGGGAUCCCAUCCCACCACGGCGACGACGCACGAGGCGGUUGAGAAAGGAACCAAAGCGCAUAAUCCCAGUGUAGCUGCUGUGUCUCAUACUCAUCCACCAUCGGAUGUAGCUGCGGAUCCGCAUUUACUCUCUGUGGUUCCGAUCACGCCCGCCGGGUUUGUCACCAUCACCGAGACCAUGACAGAGUGGAAGACCAGGAUAGUGACGAAGACGGAGACGGAGACGGAGACUAUGACUAUGGUCAUGACUGAAAGCACCGUGUUGGGUCCGAUGACAAUGUCGUUGAUUGAUUGA